Dendroctonus ponderosae (mountain pine beetle) is the source of this 2673-nucleotide messenger RNA. RefSeq names its product probable peroxisomal acyl-coenzyme A oxidase 1 (gene ACOX1). Lineage: Eukaryota; Metazoa; Arthropoda; Insecta; Coleoptera; Curculionidae. Gene Ontology annotation, molecular function: acyl-CoA oxidase activity; fatty acid binding; FAD binding. Bases 208 to 2205 code for a protein of 665 amino acids. The record is from RefSeq and is a predicted model, not a curated record. Gene Ontology annotation, cellular component: peroxisome. The transcript has 10 exons. Gene Ontology annotation, biological process: fatty acid beta-oxidation using acyl-CoA oxidase; lipid homeostasis.
GACUUCGCGUUUCUCUUUAUCUUAUUGUCAAUGUAACCAAACAAGUGACAUGUUGAAGCGUAGAGGUAUUUGCUAUUUGUAUCGUUCCAAGUUCCAACCCAAUAUUGUCAAGUGUUGAUCUUUGGAUUUUGGUUUUAUUAUUUAAUAUUUCGGCGAACUGCGACUUAGGUGUAAUUCUCUAGUGCUGUAUUAGGGAAAUUAGUUAGAAUGGGUUCAAGUCAAAAGCUUAAUUCUGAUUUGGCUAAGGAAAGAAGAAAGUGUACUUUCAGCAGUUUGGAAUUGACCCACUUGUUGGACGGAGGCCCCAGAAAAACCGCCGAUAGAAAAGCCAGAGAAAAGUUUUUCCUCGAAGACCCAGAGCUAAGGGACAGAGUACCGUCUGAAUAUCUAAGUCAUAAGGAAAAAUAUGAAGAAGCUAUUAGAAAAGCUUGCUUAAUAUUCAAAAAAGUCCAACAAUUACAGGAGGAAGGUAAAGGUGGAAUGGAUAACUUCAGGGAGAUAUUGGGGGGUCAAUUAGGUUCAGCAAUUUUGGGUGAUGGAAAUCCUUUGACUUUACAUUUCGUGAUGUUUAUUCCCACUAUAAUAGGGCAAGGUACUUUUGAGCAACAAGGUGAAUGGAUUCAGAAGGCUUGGAAUUGUAAUAUUAUCGGAACUUAUGCGCAGACUGAAUUAGGACAUGGUACUUUUAUAAGAGGACUUGAAACGACUGCAACGUAUGACGUGAAAAGUGAAGAAUUUAUUCUGAAUAGUCCAUCUCUCACUGCGUAUAAAUGGUGGCCUGGCGGUCUGGGUCACUCGGCUAAUUACGCUGUGGUAGUCGCACAAUUAUACACUCAAGGGCAAUGCCAUGGAAUUCACCCAUUUAUAGUUCAGCUUAGAGAUCAAGAGACGCACAACCCUUUGCCUGGAAUUAAAAUUGGCGAAAUCGGUUGUAAGCUGGGUAUGAAUGGCACAAACAACGGAUAUUUAGGGUUCGAAAAUGUCAGAAUUCCUCGUUCAAGUCUUCUGAUGAAGAACAACAAAGUUCUUCCUGACGGCACAUAUGUGAGCUCUCCCAGUAGUAAGCUCACCUAUGGAACCAUGAUUUUUGUGCGUGUUGUCCUCGUACAAGAUGCAGCUACUUACCUAAAAAAAUCGGUUACAAUUGCUACAAGAUAUAGUGCAGUUAGGCGACAGUGUGAAAUGAAACCAGGAGAGCCGGAAACUCAAAUCCUUGACUAUGUAACUCAGCAACACAAGCUAUUUCCCAAUAUAGCAACGUGUUUCGCUUUCCAAUACGCAGCAAAUUGGAUAUGGGAUGUUUAUAACGACGUUAGUUCACAAUUAGAAACAGGAAAGCUUGAUAAUUUACCAGAGCUGCACGCAACGACUUGCGUCCUAAAAUCAGUAAGUACCGCAGAUGCAGCAUUGGGUGUAGAAACAUGUAGGUUAGCCUGUGGAGGGCACGGAUAUAUGACGGCCUCAAAUUUACCCUCAACGUACGGGCUGGUUACCGCAAUGUGCACGUAUGAAGGUGAAAAUACAGUGCUCUUACUACAAACUGCUAGGUUCUUAAUCAAAAUGUGGCAGAACCAAACAAACCUUUCAAAUUUACCUACUGUUAGAUAUCUGAGAACGGCUCUAGAUCAGAAAACGCCAUUUCAGAAAAAUGUCGAAUGGAUCAUUCUAGUUUUGCAAAAAACGUCUGCCAGUAAAAUUCAGCUGGCAAAUAGCCACAUAAACGAAAGAAUCAGGAAAGGACAAUGUUCCGAAGAAGCGUGGAAUAACACUUCAAUUGAGUUGGUUGAAGCCGCCGAUGUUCAUGGUCGCACAUUUAUUGUAGAGCGAUUCUAUGAGUCGGUUAAGAAAACGAAUGUUACACCGGAACUUCGUUUAGUUCUGGAUCAACUAGUCCAAUUGUAUGCAGUAACCCAGGCUUUAAAACUAUCUGGCUACUUAUUGCGAUUUGCAGAACUUAGUGGAAAGGAUAUCGAAUCCUUACAAAUAUGGCUAGAGGAACUUCUAAUUGCGAUUCGUCCAAAUGCGGUUGGUUUGGUUGACAGUUUCGAUUUUCGCGACGAGGUUCUGGCAUCUGCUCUCGGUGCAUACGACGGAAAUGUUUAUGAAAGACUAUUUAAAGCCGCACAGCAAAGUCCACUGAAUGCGGAGCCAGUUAAUAAUUCCUUUAAUUUGUAUCUAAAACCCUUUAUGAAGUCCAACUUGUAAGACAUCGGUUAUGCCGGGACGCCGUUACUUUGUAUUUUAUGCAUUCACAUGUAUUUUAUUGCAUUUAUUAUUUUACGCGGGUUUCUUAUUCUUCCAUAUUGUAAGUACCAUUCCUGUAGCAGUUAUCUUAAAUUUUAAAUCGCAUGAAGUUGAUAGUAUUCAGUAUUUAUAAGAAAUUGUUUUUCUUCCAUAUUCCAAUAGAGGUUUAAUGAUGAGCAUUUGAAUUUAUCUCAAAAAAUGUUUACAUAUUCACACACUUUAUACAUUUAUAUUUUUACACGAAUGUUUGCGGUAUGUUACUCUUUUUGUUAAAAUUUUUGCUGACAUAUUCUAUUUAUUUUGUAGGCCAGUUGAAUAAUCAUAAGUUUAUCAGUUGUUAUAGGGUCCAAAACAGGUAAUACUCUGAAGAAAAAAGUAUUUUGUAAUGCAUCUAUCGUAUAUUUUUCGAAUAAAUAUUGUUGAAGAUCA